Molecule: messenger RNA, 1688 nt
Organism: Jatropha curcas
Lineage: Eukaryota; Viridiplantae; Streptophyta; Magnoliopsida; Malpighiales; Euphorbiaceae
Gene: BAG7
Product: BCL-2-associated athanogene 7
Biological process (GO): protein folding
Cellular component (GO): plasmodesma
Source: RefSeq, a predicted model, not a curated record
UUCCCAAUUUACCCUGCCACCCACUUUUUGACUGUUCUGUUCCUCGUUCUGCUCACGGGCUUGUCUUUUUUUUUCUCGAAAGUGUCUUUUAAUUGAUGAUCUUUAUCUCUUAGUGAGCAUCCACUGGAGCCAAAACUCGUUCAAUUAAGUCUAACUUGACUCAUUGUGCUUAUUGUUUCAACUCGUCGCAACCAUGAGCCGAUUCCGGAGAAUCGAGAUUCUCGAGUCUCACUGCCCCUCGCUCUUUGUUAGAGAAGCUGUUUUAGCUCCCAAGGCUCUAGCUUUUCCCUCAUUCCUAGUAGAAGAGGAACACGAUGAUCUCAGUUUUGCUCUUGAUCUUUUAAACCCUAAUCCCACUCCCUUUGAGCUCUUCGACCCAGUGUCGGAUCUGAUCCAAAUCGAAAAAAUGCCAUCGUUUUACUCUUACAAGAGGGUCCAGCGACGACUGGGGACCGAGUUGUUCUUAGAGACCUUAUGUGAUCGAGUCAGCGCUCUCGAGUCUAGGUUUGACCGCUUGCUCAGCUCAGAGAUCCGCGGUGGAGACCGGAAGUACACAUGGACAGCAGAGAUCAAGGGGCCGGUAGAAAGGAAGUACAAGUGGACUGCGGAGAUCAAAGAAGCAAAGAAGACUAAAGAAGAGAAGGAGAAGAAGGUGGGAAUUGAGAAGAACUACAAAUGGGUUGCUGAGAUUAAGGGGAAAGAUGAGGAGCAACCGAUAACUCGUAAAUACACUUACGAAAUAUCCAGGGGCAAUGGGGACGAGUGUAGCGGAUCAGUGAAAAAAGAUAAGAAGGAUAAGAAGGAGAAGAAAGAGAAGAAAACAGAUAAUGCCGUGCGGUUGGUGGAGAUUGAGGAACCCAAUGAUCAUGGGGUUGUGGUGCUGAGGCAGGCGUUUGCAAAGAGAGCUGGAGUAUCUAGGAUUCUCAAGGGAAAGCAGAAGGAAUUGUCUCCUGAAGAUGCUGCAUUGUUGAUCCAGCUGAGUUUCAGAGCAUAUCUAAUACGUAGAUCAAAGGCUCUUCGAGCUCUUAGAGAGCUUGCUAUUGCUAAGGCCAAGUUGAAGGAGAUCAGAGCAUUGUUCAAUAAUUUCUCCUACCGUAGACAAAUAGCUCGUGAUGCGGAGGAGCGCCAGAGGUUCUCUGAGAAAAUUAUUGUCCUGCUCCUCACAGUUGAUGCCAUUGAGGGAGCUGAUCUGAUGGUGAGAGGUGCAAAAAGGUCAAUGGUAGAUGAGCUGGAGGCAAUGCUUGAUGUGGUGGACCCUCAGCCUCCUGGGAAAUUAUUUUCAAUGAAAAGACGGACAUUUGAUAUGCCUGAUGCUGUCAUUCAGAAGGAAAUAGCAGCAGGAGUGGCUCAAGUUGUGCAAAUGAUUAAUGAAGAUUGAAGAGACUCGAUGCUGGGCUGCUGUCCCUUCUGAGGCGUGCUUGUGACUACAUGAGUUUGUAAAAGAUUGUCCCUUUUUUCGGGUUUGGGUUUAGUUGGUGUCCAGACAUUUUGUUGUUGUAUUGAGACAUAUGGAGCAGAUUUGAACUAGUUGGCCUGUUGCUGUGCAAUGUUUGUAGAUUUCUUGUGCUCCUCUUGAAAGCUUCCUUCACUGUGUUUGAUAAGGCUGUAGUAGUUUGUUGUUAUAAUUAUUUCCAUCUCCAGUUCACAUGAAUGUGCUCAAUGACAAUUUUUUUUUUUAUUUUCUGAGA